UCCUCCCACUUCUCAGAUGAUGCUGCCCAAAGCUGCCUGGAGCUUGGUGCUGAGGAAAGGUGGACGUGGAAGACGAGGGAUGCACAGCUCAGAAGGCACCGCCCGUGGUGGGGGGAAGACGCCCCGCUACACCAACUGCUAUGCCCAGCGCCACUACCCCAUGCCAGAAGAGCCCUUCUGCACAGAACUCAACGCUGAGCAGCAGGCCCUGAAGGAGAAAGAGAAGGGAAGCUGGACCCUGCUGACCCACGCCGAAAAGGUGGCCCUGUACCGGCUCCAGUUCAAUGAGACCUUUGCGGAGAUGAACCGUCGCUCCAAUGAGUGGAAGACAGUGAUGGGUUACGUCUUCUUCUUCUUUGGAUUCGCAGCUCUGGUGAUUUGGUGGCAGCGGGUCUACAUGUUUCCUCCAAAGCCCAUCACCUUGACGGACGAAUGGAAAGCCAAGCAGCUGCAGCGCAUGCUGGACAUGAAGGUCAAUCCUGUGCAGGGCCUGGCCUCCCGCUGGGACUAUGAGAAGAAGCAGUGGAAGAAGUGACUUGCAUCCCCAGCUGUCUCCCUGCGGCUCCACCCUGGCUGGGAGCCUCUGCUGGCACCUCCCCUCCCCUCCCCUGCCCUUAACCCCAAUAAAGCUGAUUGGUUCUCUUCUGCCUCUCACCUCCA
Molecule: messenger RNA, 660 nt
Organism: Macaca mulatta (Rhesus monkey)
Lineage: Eukaryota; Metazoa; Chordata; Mammalia; Primates; Cercopithecidae
Source: RefSeq, a predicted model, not a curated record